Molecule: messenger RNA, 1443 nt
Organism: Linum tenue
Lineage: Eukaryota; Viridiplantae; Streptophyta; Magnoliopsida; Malpighiales; Linaceae
Source: the annotation of a GenBank genome assembly
GGUUGCUGUUCUCCGAUUUUCCCGGAACUGAAAUGGGUACUUGGGUAGUACAGAUACUACAAAGUGGAAGUUGUACUGUACUGGAACAAAGGGUCAGAAAUAGGAGAGGCGCAUCUCCUGGUUUCUCUGUAUUUAUUUCUUUUCUUCCCUUUUGUGAAAUCAAAUCCAAUCCUUGUCUCGCCAGGAAAGGAAGCUUCUUGAUAGUCAACUCCUCCAUUCAUGGCUUCCACCAUGUCUUCUUCCUCCCUCGUACACCGAAAGUCAACCUGCCUCCUAUUCUCCCUCCUCCUACUCCUGCAAAUCUCCACAAUGGAAGGCCAUGGCGGCCACGACGACGAAAAAGCAGAUCUCCACUCGAAAGGCUUGAUCUUGGUCAAAGUAUGGUGCUUGAUCAUCCUUCUUGUGACAACCUUCGCUGGGGGCGUGUCACCUUACUUCUACAGAUGGAACGAGAACUUCCUCCUCCUGGGAACCCAAUUCGCCGGCGGGGUCUUCCUCGGAACGUCACUGAUUCACUUCUUGAGCGACGCGGCUGAGACUUUCGACAGUCUGACAAGCAACACUUACCCAUUCGCCUUCAUGCUGGCUUCCGCCGGGUACCUUCUGACGAUGCUCAGCGACUGCAUCAUUGUGUAUGCCACCAGCGGCAGCAGCAGCGGUGACAAAGAGUCCAGAAUCGCGGUGGAGGAAGGCAGGGCAGAGGGUGCUGAAUGUGGUAAAGAAGUGGAAGUUGAGACGACCAGCCCUGUUUUCCUGAGAACAACUUCUCUUGGGGAUGCCAUUCUGCUCAUCCUCGCCCUCUGCUUCCAUUCCGUUUUCGAGGGCAUGGCCAUUGGGGUUGCAGAUACAAAGGCGGAUGCAUGGAGGAACCUGUGGACGAUAUCACUGCACAAGAUCUUUGCAGCCAUAGCGAUGGGGAUCGCGCUGCUGAGGAUGAUACCGAGGAGGCCAUUCCUGACGACGGUGGCCUACUCAUUCGCAUUUGCGGUCUCGAGCCCGGUUGGAGUCGGGAUAGGGAUCGCCAUUGAUGCCACUGCUCAAGGCAGGGUGGCUGACUGGAUAUAUGCGAUCUCCAUGGGACUUGCUUGCGGGGUGUUCAUUUACGUGGCUAUCAACCAUCUCAUAGCCAAAGGGUUCAAGCCCCAAUCCAAAUUGUUCUUCGACACUCCGGCCUUUAAGUUCGUCGCCGUCUUUCUUGGGGUGGCAGUCAUUGCCGUUGUCAUGAUUUGGGAUUAGAGAACGAGAACGAGAACGACAACGACAACUCUUUGUUUUUCGGAAUUGGUGUUGAUAAAUGGAAAUUGCAGAAACUGUGAAAGGCUGCAAAACCAAAAAAUAAACAUAAUAAAACGCGCCAGAUAGGGGUCGAACCUAUGACCUUCUGCUUAGGAAACAGACGCUCUAUCCACUGAGCUACAGGCGCUCCUUGUUCAUUGAUUACCU